Molecule: messenger RNA, 640 nt
Organism: Dipodomys ordii (Ord's kangaroo rat)
Lineage: Eukaryota; Metazoa; Chordata; Mammalia; Rodentia; Heteromyidae
Gene: Cdc26
Product: cell division cycle 26
Exons: 3
Coding region: 125-382 (85 amino acids)
Biological process (GO): regulation of mitotic cell cycle; anaphase-promoting complex-dependent catabolic process; protein K11-linked ubiquitination
Cellular component (GO): anaphase-promoting complex
Source: RefSeq, a predicted model, not a curated record
GGAACUGUAGUUUAGCUAGCCUGGCCAUCGCUUCUUUGGUGGGCGGUGGCGCUGAGGUUCAGCGAAAGGACUGAGGCUUGGAAGGAGCUGAGUUCACUGGGCCUGGCUUGGUGCUGAUUUCAGUAUGCUGCGACGAAAACCAACACGCCUGGAGCUAAAGCUUGAUGACAUUGAAGAGUUUGAGAGUAUUCGAAAGGAUCUGGAGACCCGUAAGAAACAGAAGGAAGAUGUGGAUGUUGUGGGAAGCAGUGAUGGCGAAGGAGCCAUUGGGCUCAACAGUGACCCCAAAAGCCGGGAACAAAUGAUUAAUGAUCGAAUUGGCUAUAAACCCCAGCCCAAGCCCAACAAUCGUGCAUCUCAGUUUGGAAAUUUUGAAUUUUAGAUGGAUUUUCUUGAAUGCCAGAACCCUGGCAUGGAAUAAAAUGAUGGCAGAAGUACAAAUCAGGUUUAGAGCAUUGAAUGCUUGUAGUGAAGCAGAAUGUUUUACCUCCUGCAGAGAGAAAUCAUUUUUGCAUGAAAUUACUGAUGUGUAACACACACAAGCUGGAACCCAAAUUCUGGUUUGUCUGGAAAAUUUGACUGUGUAAAGCUUAUCUGACUUUGUUUUUAAAAAUAAAUGUAUUUUUGGAAAAGUGUGAGA